Messenger RNA from Adineta steineri, 1704 nucleotides. Lineage: Eukaryota; Metazoa; Rotifera; Eurotatoria; Adinetida; Adinetidae. The record is from the annotation of a GenBank genome assembly.
AUGUCAGACAAUACGAAUAGACCCGUAACGGCUUCGGAUAUUAAAGUUGAUGUUAAUAAAACUGCAGCAGAUGCUAAAAAGACUGCAGCUGAUGGAUUGAAGUUUGGUCAACAGAAGGCGGCCGAUUUAAAACACCAAGCAGAACAAAAAGGCGAUGAAGUGAAGGAGAACGCGAGUGCUGCUACUGAUGCAGCUAAAGAUAAAGCUAAUGAAGUAAAAGAUGCUGCAAAUAAAACAGCCGAUGAAGUUAAACCUAAAGCUAAUGAAGCCGCUCAGGAUGCGAAAGAAACUGGAGCUCAAUUAGCUAAUGAUGCUUCAAAAAAAGUUGAUCAAGCUAAAGCAGCUGGUGCCCAACUUGCUGAUGAUGCAUCAAAGAAAGCUAGUGAAGUAACAGAUGCUGCACAAAAGAAAGCUGGUGAAGUGAAAAAUGCUGCACAAGAAAAAGUUGAUCAAGCUAAAGCUGCCGGUGCUCAAUUGGCAGAUGAUGCAUCGAAAAAAACUGAAGAAGUCAAAGAUACUGCACAGAAGAAGGCUGGUGAAGCAAAGGACGCUGCACAAGAAAAAUUGGAUCAAGCUAAAGCUGCCGGUAACCAACUUGCUGAUGAUGCAUCAAAGAAAGCAGGAGAAGUCAAAGAUGCUGCUCAAAAGACUGUAGAUCAAGCUAAAGCAACCGGUGCUCAACUUGCUGAUGACGCAUCGAAAAAAACUGAAGAAGUCAAAGAUGCUGCACAAAAGAAAGCUGGUGAAGUAAAGGACGCUGCACAAGAAAAACUAGAUCAAGCUAAAGCUGCCGGUAACCAACUUGCCGAUGAUGCAUCAAAAAAGGCAGGAGAAGUCAAAGAUGCUGCUCAAAAGACAGUAGAUCAAGCUAAAGCAACGGGUGCUCAACUUGCUGAUGAUGCAUCAAAGAAAGCAGGUGAAGUAAAAAAUGCUGCACAAGAAAAAUUGGAUCAAGCUAAAGCAGCUGGAGCUCAAUUGGCUGAUGAUGCAUCAAAAAAAGCCAAUGAACUUACACAUGCUGCACAGGAAAAGGCUGGUGAAGCAAAGGAUGCUGCACAAGAAAAACUAGAUCAAGCUAAAGAAGCCGGUGCUCAAUUAGCUAAUGAUGCACAAGAAGCUUCAAAUACAAUUCUUGGAAGUGCUAUUCAUGCUAAAGAUGUUGCAGUUGAAAAAGUUCAAGAACUUGGACAUUCCGUUGUUGAAACUGUACAAAGUAUUCCAGCAGCUGCAGCAAAUGCAGCUGGUAAUGCAGCUAAUUUUGUUGGCGAAAAACUCAGUGCAGCUGGACAAUGGACUGCUGAAAAAGCUAUGGAAGUCGGAUCAGCCACUGUUCAUUCAGCUCAAGAAGCUAUUCAUAGUCUUACGGGAUUAGCGGGUGAAGCUAAAGAGAAAGCCGAAGAAACGGCUGAUAAAGCUGCAGAAAAAGGAGCUGAAUUGAAAGAACAAGCAUCGGAGAAAGUUGAUGAAGCAAAAGAUAAAGCAAAUGACUUAGCAAAUGAUGCUAAAAAGAAGGGCGAAGAAGUUAAACAAGAUGUUCAACAAAAAGCUGAUGAAGUAAAAGCUAAAGGUGAGGUACAUACAUCAACAACAGGUACUGCACAUAACGUAUCUGCAUCACAUGAUUCCAAUGCACCUCAUGGAGAUUCAUCCGCAGCAAAAAUUGAAGUUAAAACAACAGGCACAGGCAAACCUCCGCUUGUUUAA